Dermacentor andersoni is the source of this 686-nucleotide messenger RNA. The record is from RefSeq and is a predicted model, not a curated record. Lineage: Eukaryota; Metazoa; Arthropoda; Arachnida; Ixodida; Ixodidae.
UAUAUGAAAAAAACAAUGUACGAAGAAAAGUUCUAAAGUAUAAGUAGAUCAAUUACCAGAAAUACAUCUCAUGAAAAAUAAAUAAAAUUUCGACCUGAUAUGAAAGUAAGAAACUGGAGGUCACAACAUGGAAAUUGCACAUGCCUGUCCACAACACCCAACAUCCAACUCUUGGCGUCUGUGAUUCUCAAUUUACAGUUUUCAAGACGCCACUUUUUUGGUGCAACAUAUUUAUCGGACUGUCGGGGACACUUUACACAGUCCUGGGAGGACUUCGAGGAGUGGUGUGGACUGACUGCAUGCAAUUCAUGAUUGCACUGCUUGCCCCAAUGGCAGUUGUAGCGAAGAUCUUUAUCGAUGCUUCUGCACCCAAUUCUACAAUUCAACCACUCACCGGUACAGACGUCGCAAGAUAUAUCGGCAACUACAGCUUUGAUCUGACCAGUGACGAAACAAUUUGGGCCUGUUCCUUGGGAACCUCGGCUAUGGCGAUCUACCGCGUAUGUUGGGAUCAAGUUGUUGCUCAAAGGCUCCUGGCAUCUCGAACACUCACGGACGCUCAAAGGCUGAAGCCUGACACAGUCCUUAAGACUGUGGACGAAGUGUUGGUGGUCGAUUUGGCUGUCGUCUGGGACGCCAAUGUGGGGGUGCCCAAAGACAAGACACGUGAGAAGGCAGCAAAGUAG